AUGGCCCCAAUGAGUGCUUCAAUACCUUCCGACAAUGUUAUCCGCGGAGACGACACUGAGCCGAGUGAGGAUCCUCGCCACGCCCGUGACAGACACGCAGCCAUCGCCAGUGCCGCCCGUUUCGCCGAGUUCCUCCACAACACGGUGCCCACGGCGCUCGUCCCCGCCGAGCUGCACACCUACAUCCGCCGCGAGGCCAACGCCCGCCUCGACGCGGCUCGGGAAGCGGGCGUGUCGCUCGAGCAAGUCACCAUCGGCGUGGAUGGGCUCCCGACGUGGCCGGGCGGCCUGGCGUGGGACCCAGACGCCGAGUCACUGCACGCGCACCUGCAGAACCGGCUGAUUGACUGGGACGCGGCGCGCGAGCUCGGCGACCUCGUCCGCGGGGAUAUAGUCUCCAAGGGGCGCCUGAAGCUGGCGCAGGCGCGGGAGAUGGGCAUCACGCUGCGGGACGUUUACAUCGGCCGGAACCUGCUGCCAGAGUGGACGUUGGGACGAGCCGUUUCUACCGCUGCUGCUGCUGCUGCUGCUGCUGCCGACAACAAAUAUAGCGACUUUGACGACGACGACGACGACGAUUCGGACAUGGAGUCGAUCACGAUGGGAUCACGGCAGUCGUCGGGGGAGUCGGCCCAAACCCCUCUCACCGACGUGUUCGACACGCACCCCGGCGGCAGCGCCGUCGAGGGGCCGCCCAGCAACAGCCCCGUGUCGGCGUGUAAUAGCGACGACUCGAGCGACUGGGACGACACUAUUGGGAUGAACAACUUUGUGCUGCCAGUUCCCGAGUAUGAGGAGCCGGACGAGGAUGAGGACGAAGUCGAGGGCAACGACGUGCGGGUGGCGGUGGGCGACAGCAACGUUGUGCACAACGUACAAGUUGUGGGCGGCCAACCCGGAACGAGCCAUGAAUUUGACCUUGAAGUCUACUUGCUUGAGGACGAUGACGAGGACAUCGCGCAUAUGCCCGAGGUGGAACUCUUCAUCGACGAUGGAGACGCCUACGAACAUCACUACGGGGCCGAUAAGGCUGUUGACGUGGAGCUGCCUGUGGGACAUUACUUUGUCCCCGCCGGCGUGGAGGAGGCCGGCGACGACGAUGACGAUGACAGAGAUGGGGACGGAGACGAGGCGCACUCAUCGGUCACAGAGCCAAUCUACGCGCAGACACAACCUAUUGCUGUCCACGACGAUGAAGAAGAAGAAGACAACAUUUACGACGACAGCCGUGCGGGAUCACCCGUGCCAAGAGCGAUAGAGGAGGAAGAUGGAGCCUCGUCACAGCAUUCGGAGGAGGUAACGGACGACGAAAACGGCCGCGGUGACGAAGGAGAAGAGGCGGCGGCGGCGGCGGCGGCAGCGGCAGAGAUUGUGGGUGGUCAUGGUGGCGAGAGACGGGAGGUAGCUGCGGCCCAACAUCAACAUGAAGGCCUGGUGAUGAAGAGGCUGAGGAAGCGCAGGCAGGGAGAGGGAGAGGCAUCAUCAUCGGCUUAUGAGAAGACGUCAUGA
Messenger RNA from Purpureocillium takamizusanense, 1509 nucleotides. RefSeq lists its product as uncharacterized. The record is from RefSeq and is a predicted model, not a curated record. The transcript has 2 exons. The coding region runs from base 1 to 1509 and encodes 502 amino acids. NCBI's taxonomy places the organism in Eukaryota, Fungi, Ascomycota, Sordariomycetes, Hypocreales, Ophiocordycipitaceae.